GUUAAAGGGGAAACUUGACAGCGCCGCCGCCCGCUCCGCUCCGCGCCCGCUCCGCCGCCGCCAGCGCGCUCCGCUCCGCCGCGAUCUCUGCCCUCCACCGCCGCCAAGAUGCUGCUGCUGCUGCUGGGGAUCAUCGUGCUGCACGUCACCGUGCUGGUGCUGCUCUUCGUGUCCACCAUCGUCAGCCAAUGGCUGGUGAACGGCGAGCACGCCGCAGACCUGUGGCAGAACUGCACCUCCGGCAGCCACUUCCAGUGCGUGGCAUCCUCCUCCAACGAAUGGCUGCAGUCUGUCCAAGCCAUGAUGAUCCUCUCCGUCAUCUUCAGCGUGCUGUCGCUGUUCCUGUUCUUCUGCCAGCUCUUCACGCUCACCAAGGGCGGCCGCUUCUACAUCACCGGAGUGUUCCAGAUCCUGGCGGGGCUGUGUGUGAUGAGUGGCGCUGCCAUCUUCACAGUGAGGCACACGGACUGGCACCAAGCCUCGGAAAACACCUCCUACGGCUUCGCCUACAUCCUGGCGUGGCUGGCCUUCCCCCUGGCCCUGGCCAGCGGCAUCAUCUACGUCAUCCUGCGGAAGCGCGAGUGACGCCGCGGGACGCGGCCCCGCGUCACCGGGGCGGCCGCCACGGCCCCGCAGCAGACGGAGGCGGGGGAGCAUAGACGAGAAAACGGAAAAGAAAAUUAACCAAAAAACCAAAAAAAAACAAAACCAAAAAAAAAUGGAAUAAACCCUCCCAUCCAAACCAAACCCAACCGACCCCCAGAGGAAACACUCAAAGGGUUCCUUGUUAAUUGAAGAUGUAUAUAGUAUCUAUGGUUUAAAAAACCUAUUUAUAACACUUUUUACAUAUAUGUACAUAGUCUUGUUUGCUUCUGUUGACCAUGCGCUGUUUUAAAGCCUAAAGCAAGUGCCUAAGGAACUCUCACUCCUAACAGUGUAACAAGAGCGCAGUGAUUUUUCUCUCGUGCAAAAUCCUCUUUGAGCUGAACUCUCCUGCCCUGUCCCAGCCCGUGAGAGCCCCCAGCUCUGGUUUUGGGCUGGCGUGGAUCAGCCACGCCUGGCUCUGCAGCCGGAGGGCUGGGCCCUGCUCCUGCCACACGCUGUGAUCCACAGGGCACGUCCAGAUCUGACGGGAGACACUUCCAAAAGGUUUGAAGGAUUUCGGAGCAAAGGCUUUGAUUGCCCCAAGUGCCUAAAUGACUUAUGUGCCUAAGUCCCACUGCCUUGCCGCCACACCCCCUGGGAAUUUGGGCUUUUAAAUCACUUAGGCCGAGCUGCAAUCCAGCCCGGGCCGUGCCCCCUCGCUCGGCUGCCGGGCUGGGCUGUGCCGAGCGCCGGGAGCUGCUGCUCCCAGCCUGGAGCGUGCUCUGCCCUUGCCGUGGAGCUCAACUGCCCCGAGAAGGCAGCCAGCCCAGCCUGUCCCUGAAAUCCAAUACCAGAUGUAUGAAAUGGUGCUAUCUAUUUACCAUUCCUUACCCUGCUACGCCAUUUAACCUUAGUCACUGGAAAUUCAGUUAACGACCUUGAGGUAAACAACCAAGCUAGAAAUGAGAAAUAAUUCUGUGUAAUAUAAAUGAGCUAUAACUGCUUUUGUACUUAGAUUUGCUCUUACUAUUAUUUUUAAUAAAGCAUUUAUAACCAAGA
Molecule: messenger RNA, 1644 nt
Organism: Passer domesticus (house sparrow)
Lineage: Eukaryota; Metazoa; Chordata; Aves; Passeriformes; Passeridae
Gene: PMP22
Product: peripheral myelin protein 22
Exons: 5
Coding region: 109-585 (158 amino acids)
Biological process (GO): myelin assembly
Cellular component (GO): plasma membrane
Source: RefSeq, a predicted model, not a curated record